UGUUAUGAACAUUCACUAAAACUGUGCUUAAAUAAAGCUAAUACAUUCAGCUUCAGAUUAGCACCAGUUGAGAAAAGAAUAAGAUGAAAAGUAUUCCAGCUAUUUUCUAAACUGAAGUUGAGAAAUGCUUUUAUUAAAAUUAAUGUAAUUUAUGAUGCAUUUUAUUCAAAUAUAAUAUGGUUCGAAAGACUUCUGGUUUUGAGAAUAAUACAAUUUACAACCAUUAAAAUUCAUAGUUGUUGUCAGAGGCCUUAACCUGAGAAGUGUACAGCCUCACCUCCUGGUAUUUAAGCCAUCUACCUCAAGAAAUUAAAGAAUUUCUAUUCACAUUUUUAAUAUGAUUCUCUCUAAGAUUAAUCAAGUUUCACCAAGAGCUCAGUCUGUUUCUAGUCUUGUCACUAUGCCUCUUACACGCGUCUCACACAGCCACUCCUCUUUAUAACCAGAGAUGUUUUUAUAGCAACAUAGUUUUGCUGUAUCAGGGUUGAUUUGAGGCUAAAUUACAACAAAAUUAUUACUGAGAUAGACGAACGACAGAACCUAUAUGUAGUUACAUGACCUGCUAGAAAAAGUAGCUAAAAAGAAAUUUCUGUCUUCAAGAAAAAAAAUGCAAGAUUAUAUUCUUUUAUAAAGGAAUCCCAAUAUUUGGAAUAUGGAUACUUGCUAUCUUUUAUUCUUUCAACUUUAGCUGCUUCAUCAUUCAGUGAAGAAUAUUGUUUUAACCACAGGAUAGCUCUGAUUGUAAUGGAUCUGUGAGAAAAGGCGUUCCAGCCAUGACCAUUUUGUUUUAUUCUUUUCUAGAAGUAAUGAAUUCCUAAGCGAACAUUAUAUAAUAAUAUAAACUUGCAUUAUUAUUUUUUUUUUUCUUGAAGACGGAAAUUUCAUUUUUCUUUUUGUCAGGAAGAUUUGGUUGCUCUUUCUAGCAACUCGUUGCCUCGUCUCGUUCCGUUCGUCACUUGUUGUUUAGUCACGAGAUGGAUCUGAUUGAGUACAUAUGAUCAAAGACGUCCCAACUGUGACCAUUCCGUGACAUAAUGGACGCUACGCGUAUAUCUGUCGGUCAGAUUAAAAAGAUUCGAAACACCGAAUGUCUCCUUAUGACAUUGUGGGUGUCAUAUUUGUGAUCGAAAGUGCGGCUGGAGACAAAGUCAGCUUCACUCGUUCAUAGUUAAUAUGUCACGGGGUUAUUGUUGAAGAAAUACGGAAUUCCUGACAUUGGUAAACCUCAUUCUAACAAAUAUUUACAUUGAUGAAAACGUAUAACAUAUUGAUUAAGUGUUUGCAUUUGAAAACGAAUAUCAGAUGACAUUGGCAUUAAAGCUAUAGCAUCAAUAUAUAUUGACAUUUACUGACAAAAGGAAGAUUUUAUACAGAAGAACUACAACUCCAUUGCAAUAAAUUUACUGAGAGUUAGUUCUUCGGAGUGAGACAUUGCUAAUCGUUGCCUACAAGGUGCAUGAAAUGAUUUUAUAUUCCAUCUAAAUUUGAACAGAUUUUUUAAUGAAUUUGCUACUGUUUUCUGAUACCAACUGAGAUAACAAUUGAUGGAACUAUUGCAGUAGAAGGGUUUUCAUCAGUGCAGUAAUAAAUAGUGAAAUCAAUAUUAAUGUAAUUGUUGUGUGAAAAGAAAUAUUAAAGAAGAAUGGAUUUUCCUGAAGAAUUACCAAAAGAGGUGAGAAAAUCGUCAUACCCCUGUGAUAUCUGUCAAAAGACAUUCUCUCUAAAAAGUAGCCUCAAUAAUCAUAAAAUUGUUCACACAGGAGAGAAACCAUUUCACUGUGAUAUCUGUGGUAAAUCAUUCUCUCGAUUACAAACCUUAAUGACUCACAAAUAUAUCCAUACUGGAAAAAAUCCAUAUGGAUGUGAUACCUGUGGUAAAUCAUUUGCUACGAAAAGCACAUUAACAGAACAUAAACGUAUACAUACAGGAGAGAAAGCACAUUGCUGUGAUAUCUGUGGUAAAUCAUUCUCUCGAUUACAAUCCUUAAUUACUCACAAAUAUAUCCAUACUGGAGUAAAGCCAUAUGGAUGUGAUACCUGUGGUAAAUCAUUCACUCUCAAAAGUCUCUUAGAAGAUCAUACACGUACUCAUACUGGUGAAAAACCAUAUCAGUGUGAUAUCUGUGAUAAAUCAUUCUCUGCAAAAUGCAGGUUAACACGACAUAGACGUAUACAUACAGGAGAGAUUAACUGUGAUAUCUGUGGUAAAUCAUUCUCUCGUACACAUCAUUUAAUAAUUCACAAACGCAUCCAUACAGGAGAAAGGCCAUAUGGAUGUGAUAUCUGUGGUCAAUCAUUCACUCUAAAAAGUCACUUAGAAGACCAUAAACGUACUCAUACAGGUGAAAAACCAUAUCACUGUGAUAUCUGUAAUAAAUCAUUCUCUCGGUCUCCUAACCUAACUCGCCACAUACGUAUUCAUACAGGUGAGAAGCCAUAUGAGUGUAAUAUUUGUGGUGAGUCAUUCUCUGAAAGAUGUAAUUUAGUUACACACAAGUUAAUUCAUACAGGAGAGAAGUCAUAUCGCUGUGAUAUCUGUGGAAAAUCAUUCUUUCAAAAAGUACAUUUAUAUUCUCACAUACGUAUGCACACUGGAGAGAAGCCAUUUCACUGUGAUAUCUGUGGUAAAUCAUUCUCUUAUAGAUCAGGAUUAACUGUUCACAAACGUAUUCACACAGGAGAAAAGCCAUACAGCUGUGAUACCUGUGGUAAAUCGUUUUCUCGAAGAUCUGGCCUAAUAAAGCAUGUACCUAUUCAUACAGGUGUGAAGCCAUAAUACUGUGAUAUCUGUGGAAAAUCAUUCUCUCAUAGUUCUGUCUUAAUUAUACACAAACUUAUCCAUACAGGUGAGAAGCCAUGUCAUUGUAAUACCUGUGGUAAAUCAUUCUCGUUAAAAGUUCGGUUAAGUAAACACAGAUACACUCAUACUGGACAGUAGCCAUAUCUCACUGAUGUCUGUGAUAGAUCAUUCUCUCAAACAGGAUAGAUACCCUAUUCUGUGAUAUUUGCAGUAGAAAUUUGUCAAAAUAGUGAUGUAGCCAAGCACAACUGCAUUCAUGAUAUGUCAGUCAUUAAAACAGUACAAUGAAAUAGAUAACGAUAUGUCAGGUUGGCAGUCAUUAAAACCAUCCACCAAAAAUGGAAAAUAGAACUGAAAUGUUUUUCCUGACUCAUUGAGGACUUUGAAUGAAGCUUUCCUUUUUCUUAUGGUAGCAUUAAUUAUUAAUUUAUUAAAUAUAUUGUAUUGUUUAUUGAUUGAUUAGCUGUUAUUAAAAUGACUUGUGUUUAAUAGGAUCAAAUUGUUGUUCACUUUACAUUUUACUGAAUUCAGUUAUGUUUAACAUUACUUAUUUUGGUUAUCCU
Molecule: messenger RNA, 3363 nt
Organism: Octopus bimaculoides (California two-spot octopus)
Lineage: Eukaryota; Metazoa; Mollusca; Cephalopoda; Octopoda; Octopodidae
Biological process (GO): regulation of gene expression
Cellular component (GO): nucleus
Source: RefSeq, a predicted model, not a curated record